Molecule: messenger RNA, 3491 nt
Organism: Cajanus cajan (pigeon pea)
Lineage: Eukaryota; Viridiplantae; Streptophyta; Magnoliopsida; Fabales; Fabaceae
Product: putative LRR receptor-like serine/threonine-protein kinase At1g56140
Biological process (GO): protein phosphorylation
Cellular component (GO): plasma membrane
Molecular function (GO): protein kinase activity; protein binding; ATP binding
Source: RefSeq, a predicted model, not a curated record
UCACAUUCACGCAUGGAGAAGUUGGUCGAAUAUAUCAGACGCCAUUUUUGCCUCUUCUCUUCAAAAGUCUAAAGUUAAGGGUCCUUUUUUUCUCUAUAAUAAUAGUAACAACGUUUUGAUUGCUUAACCAAACAAACACCCAACGUUGUUAUUCUGCGAGGGUCGAACAAGUUCGUACCAUGGUACGGUGCGUGUCGCAUGUUUUGGAUUUUGCGUUUGUUGCUGCGUUCUGUGUAUUCAGUUUCUUGGUUAACGUUGCAACAGCUCAAACUGCAAACGCUACCACAGAUCCUUCUGAAGCAAGAGCUUUAAAUUCAAUCUUCAGCAAAUGGGGUAUAUCAGCAGACACAAGCCAAUGGAAUGUGAGCGGUGAAGUGUGCAGUGGAAGAGCCACCGAUCAAAGCAGCACCAUUGAUGACCAAACUUUCAACCCAUUCAUCAAAUGUGAUUGCUCCUAUGACAACAAAACUACUUGCCGCAUCACAGCACUGAAGGUUUAUGCAGUGGACGUGGUUGGUGAAAUUCCAGAAGAGCUAUGGACUCUCACUUACCUCACCAAUUUAAAUCUUGGGCAGAAUUACUUAACGGGUUCUCUACCUCCAGCCAUUGGAAAUCUAACUCGUAUGCAAUACAUGACCUUUGGCAUCAAUAAUUUAUCAGGGGAGCUUCCAAAGGAAUUGGGAAAUCUUACAGAGUUAAUAGUAUUGAGUUUUGGGUCAAACAAGUUCUCAGGAUCUCUUCCAUCUGAACUUGGGAAACUAACAAAGUUAGAACAACUCUACUUUGAUAGUUCAGGAAUUAGUGGUCCAAUUCCUUCCACAUUUGCAAACCUUAGGAAUUUGGUGACAGUAUGGGCUUCAGACAUGGAACUCACAGGCAAAAUUCCAGACUUCAUUGGGAGUUGGUCUAAGCUUCAAACCUUGAGAUUUGAGGGAAACUCUUUUAAUGGAUCAUUACCCUCAUCAUUUUCCAAUUUGACUUCUUUGACAGAAUUGAGAAUAAGUGGUUUAUCUAAUGGGAGCUCCUCGCUGGAAUUUGUAAGGAAUAUGAAAUCUUUGACUAUCUUAGAAUUGAGGAAUAACAAUAUUUCUGGUUCAAUUCCAUCUACCAUUGGAGAAUUUCAAAAUUUGACUCAGUUGGAUUUAAGCUUCAAUAACAUCACAGGACAAAUUCUGGAAUCAAUUUUCAAUCUGAGCUCGCUCUCUUACUUGUUUCUUGGAAAUAAUAAACUUAGUGGCACCCUCCCGACGCAGAAAAGUUCAUCUCUUCGAAAUAUAGACUUGUCAUACAAUAAUCUAUCAGGUAGCCUCCCCACUUGGGUAAACGAACAAAAUUUACAACUGAAUUUAGUUGCCAACAACUUGACAAUAGAUGGUUCAAAUACCAGUGGCUUGCCUAUUGGAAUCAACUGUCUCCAGAAAAAUUUUCCUUGUAAUAGAGGUGCUGGAAGAUAUUAUGACUUUGCAAUCAAGUGUGGCGGUAACCAAAUUAGGUCAACAGAUGGAACAGUGUAUGAAAUGGACAAUGCAACACUUGGGCCUGCUACAUACUUUGUUACUGAUACAGAUAAAUGGGCUGUUAGUAACGUUGGAUUAUUCACGGGUAGCAAUAAUCCUGUAUUCAAAAGUUCUGUGUCUAAUCAGUUCACUGGUACUGUGAACCCGGAGCUCUUCCAAACAGCACGACUCUCUGCUUCAUCGUUAAGAUAUUAUGGUCUGGGACUAGAAAAUGGCUUUUACAACAUCACCCUUCAAUUUGCUGAAACAGCUAUUCUGGAUAGUACUAACACAUGGAAAAGCCUUGGGAGGCGGGUCUUUGAUAUUUAUAUUCAGGGGACUCGUGUUUUGAAGGAUUUUGACAUACAAAAGGAAGCUGGGGGCGUCUCAUACAGAGCUGUCCAAAAACAAUUUAGGUUUGAAGUGUCAGAAAACUAUCUCGAGAUCCAUCUCUUUUGGGCUGGAAAAGGGACUUGCUGCAUACCUGCUCAAGGUACUUAUGGGCCUUUGAUUCAAGCCAUCCAUGCUAUCCCAGAUUUCAUACCUAGUGUCAGUAACAAACCGCCAAGCAAUAAAAAGAAUAGAACCGGUCUAAUUGUUGGAAUUGUUAUUGGAGUUGGAGCUGUUUGCUUUCUAUCAGUUUUUGCAAUUUUUUGUAUCAUUCAGAGAAGAAAACGCCAUGAUGAUAAUGAAGAACUUUUAGGAAUUGAUACAAAGCCAUACACUUUCAGCUAUUCUGAGUUAAAAAAUGCUACAAAUGACUUUAAUGUUGAAAAUAAGCUUGGUGAGGGAGGUUUUGGACCUGUUUAUAAGGGGACACUUAAUGAUGGAAGAGUUAUUGCUGUGAAACAACUAUCUGUGGGAUCCCAUCAAGGAAAAAGCCAAUUCAUAACUGAGAUUGCUACUAUAUCAGCUGUGCAACAUCGUAAUCUGGUCAAAUUAUAUGGAUGUUGCAUUGAAGGGAGUAAAAGGCUUCUUGUCUAUGAGUAUCUAGAAAAUAAGAGUCUUGAUCAAGCAUUAUUUGGAAAUUGUUUAACCCUCAAUUGGUCCACACGCUAUGAUAUAUGCUUGGGUGUUGCUAGAGGUUUAACUUACUUACAUGAAGAGUCACGUCUCCGUAUUGUACACCGUGAUGUGAAGGCCAGUAAUAUUUUGCUUGAUUAUGAGCUUAUUCCCAAAAUAUCUGAUUUUGGCUUGGCCAAAUUGUAUGAUGAUAAAAAGACCCAUAUAAGCACCCGUGUGGCUGGGACAAUUGGAUAUCUUGCACCGGAGUAUGCCAUGCGUGGACACCUUACAGAGAAAGCAGAUGUCUUUUCCUUUGGUGUUGUGGCUUUAGAGUUAGUAAGUGGAAGGCUAAAUUCUGAUUCAAAUUUGGAAGGAGACAAAGUGUAUCUUCUUGAAUGGGCUUGGCAACUUCAUGAGAACAAUCAGAUAAUUGAUCUGGUGGAUCCUAGACUUUCAGAAUUCAAUGAGGAAGAAGUAAAACGUGUUGUAGGAAUAGCACUUUUGUGUACUCAAACAUCACCAACAUUACGACCAUCAAUGUCACGUGUGGUAGCAAUGCUUUCAGGAGAUAUUGAAGUGAGCACUGUGACUACAAGGCCUGGAUACCUAACUGAUUGGAAAUUUGAAGAUGUGUCCAGCAGCUUGAUAACUGACUUUGCAAUGAAAGGAUCUGAUACAAGUUACCAGAAUUCAUCAGGAAGCACCAGCAUGAUGGGUGGUUCAGACUUGUAUUCACCAAUAAAUGUGUCUAAACCGAUCCAUAACGAGACUCUUAGCCAGGGUAGAUAAGAAAAUGUGGAUUCUAUAGUAUUCAGAUAAGUAGUAGAACAAUGAUAAUGUCACUGUACUCCACUUUUUUCCUUUUGUUUUACAUUUUCUUUAGCCUUUGUUGUAUUGUUUACUUCAGUUUUGGUGUAGAACAAUGAAUUUGUGAAUUCUUUAAUUUUUAAUGUAAAUAACCAUCUAAGUUAUGGAAUGUACAUCAACUAA